AUGUCUGAAACCAAGCAGACCACACCAGAGGUCCUUUGGGCUCAGCGCUCUUCCGCCUCUGACCCUGAGCGCAACUACGUUUUACUCACCAUAUCUGCCCCUGAUGUCCCCGACAAAUCAUUCGAAGUCGACCUGAAGCCCACAUCCCUAACCUUCACUGGCCACUCCGACUCCAAAAAAACCACCUACCACGUCAAGCUAGAAUUCUUUGCCGAGAUCGACGUUGAAAACAGCAAGACGCAUCACACCUCGCGAGAUGUGGAGUUUGUGCUUAGGAAGAAGGAAAACAAGGCGGAGUAUUGGCCAAGGUUGUUGAAAGAGAGCAAGAAGGUGCACUUCUUGAAGACCAACUUUGAUAAGUGGGUUGAUGAGGACGAGCAAGAUGCCGCGCCUGAAGACGAUAUGGGAGGCAUGGGCGGUAUGGGAGGUGGCAUGCCAGGUAUGGAGGGCAUGGGCGGAAUGGGUGGCAUGGGUGGCAUGGGCGGCAUGGGCGGUGAUGGAGGCUUUGGUGGCAUCGAUUUCUCAAAGCUCGGCGGUGGCGCAGGCGGCAUGCCAGACAUGCCAGACAUGGGCGACCUCGGAGACGACGCUGAAGAAGGUGGUGAUGACGACGAGGAGAUGCCCGAGCUCGAAGACGAAGCGGAAGGCGAGGAGGGAAAGGGCAAAGGCAAGGAGGCUGCAGAGCCUGCCACGAGCGCCAAGAUCGAAGAGGUGUCUUAG
This is a messenger RNA of Letharia lupina, 720 nucleotides long. RefSeq lists its product as uncharacterized. Gene Ontology annotation, molecular function: protein-folding chaperone binding; Hsp90 protein binding. Bases 1 to 720 code for a protein of 239 amino acids. Gene Ontology annotation, biological process: protein folding; chaperone-mediated protein complex assembly. NCBI's taxonomy places the organism in Eukaryota, Fungi, Ascomycota, Lecanoromycetes, Lecanorales, Parmeliaceae. The transcript is spliced from 4 exons. The record is from RefSeq and is a predicted model, not a curated record. Gene Ontology annotation, cellular component: cytosol; nucleus.